AUGACUAUUGAAGAUUAUUUUCACUAUCUGGCAGUAGGUACGACGAUAUUUAGUUCGAUGACAAUUGUUAUACUACUAUUUGCUGUUCCAGCAAUUUAUUUGAAGGCAGAACGAGAGCGCUCAUAUGCUAUGACGAAAUCAGCUAGUUUUAAAGAGAAAUCAAAUAAAAUAUGGACAGAAAUGAAAUCGGUGCGAGAAGAAGUUGGAGUAACAGUGAUUCUUCGAGGACGUCGUUCUCAUCCACACAUUUUUAGCAGCAAUAAACAAGUGGUGUGCUCAGGAUGCAUACAACUCGGAUGCCCCAUAGGUCCACCUGGCCUUAGCGGACCUGCUGGUGAAGAUGGAAUACCAGGAAUGACGGGUAAGCCAGGUUUACCAGGUGAUGAUGGCUAUGAUGUAGAGCUUACACCGGAAGAAGAGCUACCAUGUGCAAUUUGUCCUGCUGGACCUCCUGGACAAAGAGGACUACAAGGUGAACGCGGACAACUUGGAGAACCUGGUCGAACUGGGGAACCAGGUCCACCUGGUAUGUCAGGGGAACAUGGGCCAAUAGGGGAGCCUGGUCUGCCGGGAUCACCAGGUCUCCAAGGUCCUAUUGGUCUUUCCGGACCACCGGGUGAUACAGUCAUAUCUGGUACUGGAAUUAAGGGACCAAAAGGGCCACUCGGCCCUCCGGGUCCAAAGGGAGCUACUGGACUGCGAGGCAAGCCAGCAAAGGAAUCUGGUUUCGCCGGAAAACCAGGAAAUAUUGGACCUGUUGGACCACCAGGACGACACGGAAAAAUAGGCGAAGAAGGACCAUGGGGACCACCUGGGGAACCAGGUCAACCAGCAACAUAUUGUCCAUCAGAUUGUGGUGUAUCACAGAUAUUCGCAGCACCACUAGUUAACGAUUUUCUGGCAACAGUGAAAGACUAA
Molecule: messenger RNA, 918 nt
Organism: Brugia malayi
Lineage: Eukaryota; Metazoa; Nematoda; Chromadorea; Rhabditida; Onchocercidae
Gene: Bma-dpy-8.1
Exons: 5
Coding region: 1-918 (305 amino acids)
Molecular function (GO): structural constituent of cuticle
Source: RefSeq, a predicted model, not a curated record